Messenger RNA from Cryptococcus deneoformans JEC21, 3155 nucleotides. RefSeq names its product Golgi to plasma membrane transport-related protein, putative. The transcript has 8 exons. The record is from RefSeq and is a predicted model, not a curated record. Lineage: Eukaryota; Fungi; Basidiomycota; Tremellomycetes; Tremellales; Cryptococcaceae. The coding region runs from base 104 to 2677 and encodes 857 amino acids.
UAAUAAUCAUCCUGAAUCUACUCUGUUAGUUUGCGCUGCUAUACACAAUACGACACCGGCAGUGAUACGUCCAGUCCCAAUCGGCAGGCCAUCUAUCUUAACAAUGGACAUUGAUAUCGAUCGGUGGUCGGAAGACGAGCGAAUGGACGAAGACCUGGGGGGCAAACACAUGCACGAAGAGCGGCAAGACGGGGAUGGUGAUGAAGUUAUGGGCGAUGGAGAAGGCACAGCUGAUGUGUACGAAGAAGAAGAAGAAAGGAUUGACAUGGACCCUCCCACGCGAGCGGAACCUGUCGAUGUCGCUCCUGCGCAAGCCUCAAUAUUUUCCCACCCACCUUCAGAAGUGCAGAAUGCCUCCUCUCGUACUCCUGAGCUUGAGAUGCGUGCUGCAACGCCUGGAUUGUUGGACGCAGAACAGCGCAAUCUGCCACAGUCGUCAGCAGCAGACGACGAGCCCUUAGCGGUUGACCCUCUGGUAGCUGCUCAUUUUCCUGCCGAUUCAGUAGCCUCGAUCGCUACUUACGAACAGGAAGUGACACAUAGCGAUACAAAAUCCGGCGAAAGUAAUAUUCAUGAAACAGGAAAGCAAGAGCUCCUUGGAGAGGUGAAUGACGUUUUGGCGGCUGACUCUACUGCGUUAGAAGAGGGAACAGACGUCGCGCUAGCUCCCGAUGCCCGCGUGUCUGUUGACGGUUCCACGACCGACCCAGUGCGAAAUGACUUUGUAGCUACGUCUUCAAGUGCCAUUGCUGCACCUCAGCGUGACUCUUCAAUGAUCAAAGAAGAAAAAAUCGCGCCCACCUCUAACGACGUGUAUGAAGACGAUGCGGAAUACGAUGGCGAGCAGGAUUAUUACGAUGACGAGCCAUUAACCCCGGAGAAUCUUCCAUCUAUUAUUCUGCAUCUUCCCGCGAGCGCUUUGCCUGCUUCCUUGUCUCCCGCGCGCGCUCUGUUUGCCAGUGUCGAGAGCGAUCCCGGGCAGAUUCCUGUGUGGCUCAAGAAUCGACAAUUAGAGCUAGCUGAAGCAAGUCUGGCGGACGUUUGGGGUGCAAUACGGGCAGAAUGCGCAAAGGAAGGAUUAAUCAAUAGUGCAGGUGAUGGAAUGGUGAUAACUGAGAAACUUAUGGAUCUUAAGAUGUCUGAGGAUGAUGUGAAUCUCCAAUCGAUAACAUUUUUGGAACUUAUGAACCUUUAUCAUGGUUGUGAUCUACCUGAACCCGUCCAGCUUCACUUGUCCUGGGAAUCUUCCAGGUUUAUUACGAGGUUCAACGCUAUUCAGUCAGAGUUGGAAGCUGCUAGAAGUAGAAGUACCAGCGAAGAACCGCCUCAUGAUCAAGAAAAUCAGGAUUACAGUGGAGUGAAAGGUCACACAGAAAAGAAGCUCGAAAGCAGCGGAGGCGAUGAUGAUGAUGAUGAAUAUGAGGAAUACGUAGAGGAAGAGGCAGCCUAUGACGAUGAACCCGAGAAUAUAGGUGAGAGUGUUGAGGAUGAGUACACCGAUGAAGAAGGUAGGCAAGCGGCUUCAGACAAGAAUCAUGAUGGGGAAUUGCAAGAUUUUGACCUUAGUGUUGAUAACUCUAAAGACGUAUCCGCCCGAGCAUUACAUCGACCUUUGGAAACCACCCAAGUCCGACCACUUGAACUCCCAGUCACGGAUUCAAAACCGGCAGUCAAUGCUGCUGGCAGAGAAGGCAAUGAAGACAAGAAUGAUAUUGUCGAAGUUUUGGACAAUAGCGAGGCAGAUGUCGAUGCUGUUUGGCCGGAAGAGUCCGAAGAGAAAGAUCCAGCGGAUAAUUUACUUCCUGAGAGCCUUGCUGCUGGAUCACCUCAGGCAACCGAGAGGAAUCAAGCUGAUUCGACUCGCGAAUCAGUGGUCGAUGCAUCAUCAACGCCAGGAGAUGGUCAAGCAGAUUUUGAUGCUGGAGCUGAAGAUGAUGGUAGCUCGAACGAGUACCAAGAUUUUUCGGAGCGCUCCAAAGAGAACUUUGACUUUAGAGAAGAAGAUAGUCCUGUUUCAAAAGAUGCUUCAUCUUCAGUGGCUCAUUUGUCUCCAAAGGUCUCAGCCGGCCAGGAUUCCUUAUCAAGUUACACUGUUUCGGAUGAAGCCGGCUUCGUCCUUGUUUCUGAAUCGGACAAAUCCAAACUGACUGCUGAACAGGCGGAACCGUCUAGACUUCCAGCCAUCGUAGAAAAAAGCGACCCGAAGAAUGCUGAGACUGGCGCGGGAAUGGAAAUGAAGGUCGAAGAGACGAGCAAGUCAGCGAGGCAUGCCGGGGUAGGUGAAAACGACGACGCCGAUCAUCUUUCCUCCAGACUCGAAGUGGAAAACGACGCAGGUCUUGUGGGAGACACAGCCGAAGCAGGCCCACGCAGGGACGCUCUAGCUGAUGUGGAAGUCACUCCAAAUGAGGACGAAGCUAUUGGUGAUGUUGAAUAUGAGGACGAGGAAGAGCUUGUAAAAGACAUUGGAGAUGAUGACGAGGGAGGAUAUGAGACGAAUGAAGGGACGUUGGAUGACGAUGAAGAAGGCAAGGCAAUAAGGGCAAGCAUACCAGAAGAGGAGACUGCGGUGAAUGCCGAUCUCAUUGUGGAAAAUGAUGACACAACGACAGCACCUAAAAGGUCGUAUGAUAGUGAAGGAGAGGAAGGCGAAAACAAAAGGACGAGGAAGGACUAAUGAUUUUAUACCAGAAUUAAAAAUCGUGUACCUUACGAUUCUAACUACUUCGCUCAUCUUCCUUUCUCUCUGUUACUAUCGCCUAGCCUUCACAAACAUCAAGUGAUCUGCCCCCGCCUUCUUGUCCCCUAAAGCUCCGCCCAUGUCAGCCGCCCUCUGCCUGGCUAUGCUCUUCAUUCCAUUAUCAAAUUGUGUUUGUGUAUAAUGCACACUGACAGCACCGUUCGAUUGUUUGUGGUACAGUAGACCGAGAUCAAGAGAUUCACGGUGUAUCGACAUUCUCAGUUGUAAGUGAAUCUUUACAUGAAGCUAACCUUCACGCUAGUCGGUCACAUUUCUCUUUUUUUUCUUUUUCUUUCACCUUUUAUUUUGGUCAGGCUCAAACUAUGUUCAUAAGCUGUUAGAGCGAAUGAUAGCCAUUGGUUAAUUAUCUCGAAUUUUAGCGGGCGGUUGUCAGAUAAGAAUGCACUACAUUACC